ACUCUAAUGAGCAAGGGCUGCUAGCGCAAAUGACCAAGAAUGGAUCAGCCUUGUAUUAUGAGCUUGACGGCGAAGGUUCAGUGAUUGGUUUGAUAGACGAGAAUGGUGAUAUAGUCAACUCAUAUCAUUAUGAUCCUUAUGGGAUAAUACUGAAAGCUGAAGAAAGAGUUCGUAAUGAUUUCCUGUUUGUUGGUCAAUGGGGCGUAGUUCGGGACAAAGCCGUUCCUUUCCUGUACAAAAUGCGUUCAAGAUACUACGAUGCAAUGGUCGGUAGAUUUAUCAGCUACGAUCCAUUAGAAUACUCUACCCUGGAAACCAAUCUCUACGUGUAUGCCUACAACAAUCCAGUGGUCUUUACAAAAAAAGAAGGAAGAAUACCAAUAGUGCCUUUAGCAAUGCUCGCCGUUCGUGCCAUACCCGUUGUAAUUCGCUUUGUUCCUAAAAUUAGUUCUGCUAUAGCACCUGUCCUUCGCUAUGCCGGCAGUAAAGCCCUUCGCUAUGGCAUUCGUUCAAAGGACCCAUGGUAUGGAGUUCUUGGAAAUGUGGGGGGUUACGCAUAAAAAAAGGUGAUCACAGGAGAAGAUUUCAC
Molecule: messenger RNA, 589 nt
Organism: Exaiptasia diaphana
Lineage: Eukaryota; Metazoa; Cnidaria; Anthozoa; Actiniaria; Aiptasiidae
Product: tRNA(Glu)-specific nuclease WapA
Exons: 3
Coding region: 30-560 (176 amino acids)
Source: RefSeq, a predicted model, not a curated record